GGGGGUAGUCCCCGCCCCCCGGAUGCGGAGACAGUGACGGCCCGGAGAGUGGAGGAGGUUGGAGGUGGAUUCGGAUCUAUGCAGUCAGGGAGCAGCCAGCCGGCCGCAGCGCUCAAAAUGCCGAAGAAGAAGCCGGUCCCGAUCCAGCUCAACCCCACCCCGGACGGCACGGCGGUCAACGGGACCCCCCUUCCAGAGACAAAUCUCGAAGCUCUUCAGAAGAAGUUGGAGGAGCUGGAACUGGAUGAGCAGCAGAGGAAGCGCCUGGAGGUUUUUCUUACCCAGAAGCAGAAAGUUGGGGAGCUGAGAGAUGACGACUUUGAGAAAGUUUCUGAACUUGGAGCCGGUAACGGUGGCGUGGUCUUCAAGGUUUCACACAAGCCCACCAGCUUAAUCAUGGCUAGAAAGCUGAUUCACCUGGAGAUAAAACCGGCAAUCAGGAGCCAGAUUAUCCGAGAACUGCAGGUUUUACAUGAGUGCAACUCCCCUUACAUUGUGGGCUUUUAUGGCGCUUUCUACAGUGAUGGAGAGAUCAGUAUCUGCAUGGAGCAUAUGGAUGGCGGUUCACUGGAUCAGGUGUUGAAGAAAGCGGGAAAAAUCCCAGAGAAAAUUUUGGGGAAAGUCAGCAUUGCAGUAAUUAAAGGGCUGACCUACCUGCGGGAGAAACAUAAGAUCAUGCACCGAGACGUGAAGCCGUCCAAUAUCCUGGUGAACUCCAGAGGUGAAAUCAAACUCUGCGACUUCGGGGUCAGCGGACAGCUCAUCGACUCGAUGGCCAACUCCUUUGUGGGGACGAGAUCCUACAUGUCUCCGGAGCGGCUGCAGGGCACACACUACUCGGUGCAAUCCGAUAUCUGGAGUAUGGGGCUCUCGCUGGUGGAGAUGGCCAUCGGGCGAUAUCCAAUUCCUCCUCCUGACGCAAAGGAGCUAGAAAUGAUGUUCGGCUGUUCCGUAGAGGGCGAUCCGGCAAUAUCUGAACUGCCCCCCCGCCCCAGACCACCGGGACGUCCUAUCAGCUCUUAUGGCCCGGACAGCCGCCCUCCCAUGGCCAUCUUCGAGUUACUGGAUUAUAUUGUGAACGAGCCCCCUCCUAAGUUACCCAUGGGAGUGUUUGGAGCGGAAUUCCAGGACUUUGUGAAUAAAUGCCUGGUGAAGAACCCAGCAGAGAGGGCGGACCUCAAACAGCUCAUGGUUCACAGUUUUAUUAAAACGGCCGAAUUGGAGGAAGUGGAUUUCGCCGGCUGGCUCUGCUCUACCAUGGGCCUGAAACAGCCCAGCACCCCGACGCACGCCGCAGGGGUGUGAGGUGGAGGAGGAGAAGACGAGAAGCUGGUCCAGGCAGAGAGCCACCGCUGACGUAUCCUGCUCCUGCCACCCUGCAGGAUGGGAUCUCUGCAGAACGUGCCAAAAAUAAACGGUUUCUUUUCAUUCUCAUUAACCCCCCCCUUCAUUCAAGGAAGGGCCUGCAGGGCACGGGUCAAGAUAUCUCCCAGUGUCUCUCGUGGGCUUCACCUGCAGUAAGAUCCCUGCUUUUUACCCCCUUCCCCCUCCCCCUCCAUGAUGCUUUGUGGUACCUGUGAGGCUUUCAGUAAAAA
Molecule: messenger RNA, 1595 nt
Organism: Rana temporaria (common frog)
Lineage: Eukaryota; Metazoa; Chordata; Amphibia; Anura; Ranidae
Gene: MAP2K1
Product: mitogen-activated protein kinase kinase 1
Exons: 11
Coding region: 79-1305 (408 amino acids)
Biological process (GO): protein phosphorylation
Molecular function (GO): protein kinase activity; ATP binding
Source: RefSeq, a predicted model, not a curated record